AACGUCGUCAUCAGUACUGUACUGCCCUGUCCUUUCCAAUCGAUCUGGGCAUGUGUGCUUCGCGCCACGUUGCUCUGCUCCUCUUGCUCCCGUGCUUGUCCCUGUGCCCGAGCGGCUCUGCCGCGGCGAACGACACGCUCGCCGCGGGAGGGUCUCUCACCGGGAACCGGACGCUGGUCUCGGCGGGAGGCCAGUUUGAGCUGGGCUUCUUCUCUCCGCCGGGCAGCGCCAAGUACUACGUCGGCAUAUGGUACAAGCAAAUCCCGGUGCAAACCGCCAUCUGGGCGAUGAACAGAGACGUCCCAGUCUCCGACCCGUCGUCCGUGGAGCUAACCGUAGCCCAGGACGGCAGCCUGGUCCUCCUCGUAGCCGGAAACCGGUCCAAGGAGCCAAUCUGGUCGUCCAAUUCGACGGGUUCGUGCGACGACGGCACAGUCGCGGCGGUGCUCCUCGACACCGGGAACCUGCAGGUUCUGUGCGGCCGGCAGGGAAGCAACACGUCGGCAAUCAUUUGGCAGAGCUUCGACCACCCGACCGACACGCUCGUGCCGGGCGGCUGGGUCGAGCUGAACAAGAGCACCGGCGCGUACCAGGCGCUCCGGUCGUGGAGGAGCGCCACCGACCCAUCUACGGGUCUGUACAUGGACCAGGUCGACCCGCAUGGCUCGGGCCGGUUCGCCUUCCUGUGGAACGGCACGGUCAUCUACCACUAUGUCGGCGCUUGGAACGGGCGGUACUUCAACUCCAUCCCGGAGAUGGUCAUGUCGGGGAACUACAAGUUUAUCUAUGUGGACAACGAGGAGGAAGUGAAGUGGUCGUUCCAGGUCACUAAGCCGUCGACCCUAUCGAGGAUGGUGAUGAGCCCUCACGGCCAGAUCACCAUGUUCGACUGGUCCGACGAGUCCGGGCAGUGGCUGCUGCACUGGGCAACCCCCACGUCGCAGUGCGACGUGUACUCCCUGUGCGGGCCUUUCGGCCUCUGCGACGUGGCCAGCUCGGGGUACUGCCGGUGCUUGCCGGGGUUCGAGCCCGCGUCGCCGGGGGAUUGGGUCGGUCAGCUCUGGAGCAGCGGCUGCAAGAGGAAGACGAGCUUGCAGUGUAGCAGCAACGCAUCAACAACUGAUGGGUUCCUGCCGGUGCAAAAUGUCCAGAUGCCGAGCGGCAAUUUCUCAGUGGCUGAUGCAGGCAGCUCCGGAGGUUGUGCAGCAGCGUGCUUGCGCAAUUGCUCUUGCACAGCUUAUGCGUACAAAGAUGGCUGCUUGGUGUGGGGCGAUGAUCUAAGGAAUGUUCAGCAGCUCUCCGACGGCAACGCCGGGGCUUCAACCCUGUUCCUCAGAGUCGCCGCCGCGGACCUUGCUGCUGCAAACCAAGGUACGUCAACAAAUGAUCUCGGUGUCAUCGUGGGUGCGUCUUCAGCUGUUGUUCUCGCCAUACUCUGCCUGCUCUUCGUUCUUGCCUGGGCUCGACGUCAUGAGAAAACGGUGCACCAUGACGGCUCUCUCCUCGUGUUCAGUUAUGGUUACCUAGCACAGUGCACGAAGAACUACUCCCAGAAGCUGGGGAUGGGGAGCUUCGGCUCGGUGUACAAAGGGACGCUCCCCGACCACACAGUGGUAGCCGUGAAGCGGCUCGAGGGAUCGGCGCAGGGGGAGAAGCAGUUCCGCACCGAGGUCAGGACGCUAGGGACGAUCCAGCACGUCAAUCUCGUUCGCCUUCAAGGAUUCUGCGCCACAAAGCACGAGAGGCUCUUGGUCUACGACUACAUGCCCAAUGGGUCUCUAGCUUCACUGCUGUCGGGUCACAGCAUCAGGAUGCUGGACUGGAGCACCAGGUUCCGGAUCAUGGCCGGUGUCGCGAGGGGGCUGGCCUACCUCCACGAGAAGUGCCAGGAGCGCAUCGUGCACUGCGACGUGAAGCCAGAGAACAUACUACUCGACGCGGACUUCUGCCCCAAGGUGGCGGACUUCGGCAUGGCGAAGCUCAUCGGGCGGGACUUCAGCCAGGCGCUGACCACCGCGCGCGGCACGAUCGGGUACCUGGCGCCGGAGUGGAUCCUGGGCCUGCCCAUCACGGCCAAGGCCGACGUGUACAGCUACGGGAUGAUGCUCCUGGAGCUCAUCUCCGGCCGGAGGAACCGUGACACCGGCCGAGGCAUGGGCUACUUCCCGCUCUGGGCCGCGACCAAGGUCGGCGAGGGGCGGUUCCUUGAGCUGCUGGACGAGCGGUUGGCGGGGGACGCGGAUGUGGAGGAGCUCAGCCGCGCGUGCAACGUCGCGUGCUGGUGCAUACAGCAGGCCGAGCCGCUCAGGCCCACCAUGGGGCAGGUGGUGCAGGUCUUGGAGGGCUCGCUCCGCGCGGGCCCCGCGCCAGUGCCGAGGUACCUUGAGCAGUUCCUUGGGGAGGAUUCGUGUACAUUCUGAUUUAUGAAGCGGACGGGAGGGAUCAUACUUUACACUUGGACUGUGUGCGAGUGUGUCCUCUUUUAUAUGUAGGAAAAGAACUGUGUAGUAAAAAGAUUGUUGUAAAUUGAUUAGUUUGACUAGUCCAUCAAUCCACGAGUCGGCACUACUAGAAAUAUUUUAAGAAACUAAAUAGAUAAUUGAAAUUCGUGAAAUGAUAUAGUUUAGGAUUUAAAGGUGAAUGGUGUCGGUAUAUUAACCACAUUUUCUUACUAUA
This is a messenger RNA of Phragmites australis (common reed), 2676 nucleotides long. Its product is annotated as G-type lectin S-receptor-like serine/threonine-protein kinase At2g19130. Gene Ontology annotation, molecular function: protein serine/threonine kinase activity; ATP binding. The record is from RefSeq and is a predicted model, not a curated record. NCBI's taxonomy places the organism in Eukaryota, Viridiplantae, Streptophyta, Magnoliopsida, Poales, Poaceae. Gene Ontology annotation, biological process: protein phosphorylation; recognition of pollen. Bases 51 to 2420 code for a protein of 789 amino acids. The transcript has a single exon.